AUACUUUAGAGACCACCGAAUAUUUCCAUCAAAAAAAAGAAACCACCGAAUGUGCACCCAAUAAAGGGCAACAUGUUCAUAGAAACGAUAAAAUUUGCCCCCACCUAAAGGUCAUAUAGUUCCAAUAUUUAGUUCAUACCUAUCUUUCUUAUAAGUACAACACAAAUCUCCUUCCAAGUUCCAAUCCAAUCAGUCUCAAACUUCAAUCAGCCUGUUUUUCUGUUUUUUGUUCUUACUCUGUUUCUUGUACCAUGGAGUUGAUUUCGGGUCUUCCCGAAGACAUAGCUCGUGAUUGUCUAAUUCGUGUUUCAUAUGAGCAAUUCAAAACGGUUUCAUCAGUUUGUAAAAGAUGGAUGAAAGAGGUUGAGCUCCCUGAGUUUCAUCGGCUAAGGAAAUCCACCGGUCAUGGCCAAAAAGUUAUUGUGAUGGCUCAAGCCCGAGUUGAACCAGACUGGAGUUUUGGUCUUAUGAAGUGUAUGAUUCACCCUGCUUAUAGGCUUACUGUAUAUGAAUCUGAUACAUGUAAUUGGAGGGAGUUGCCCCUAGCUCCUAGUAUGUCUAGUGGGCUGCCCAUGUUUUGUCAAUUGGCAGGGGUUGGGUCGGAUUUGGUGGUGAUGGGUGGGUGGAAUCCGGAGACGUGGCGGGUCUCCAAUUCGGUGUUCAUCUACAACCUCGUGUCCGCCACGUGGAGGUGUGGGGUCGACAUGCCAGGCGGGCCCCGGACAUUCUUCGGGUGCGUGUCUGAUCAAGAUGGGAUGGUUUAUGUCGCAGGUGGACACAACGAUGACAAGGUGGCAUUGAGAUCCGCGAUGGUGUAUGACGUGGCAAAAGAUGAGUGGGCUGCGUUACCUGACAUGGCAAUGGGGCGUGACGAGUGCAAGGCGAUAUUCCAUGCUGGCAAGUUCCACGUCAUCGGUGGUUACUAUACUGAAAAGCAAGGCCGGUUUGAGAGAAGUACUGAAGCGUUUGAUGUUGCCACGUGGCAGUGGGGCCACGUCAAAGAGGACUUCUUAGAAGAUGGCAUGUGUCCCAGGACUUGCGUGGAUGGUGAUGACGAGGCAGUAUACAUGUGUAAGGGAGAUGAUAUUGUGACAAAGGAAGGUUCCACGUGGCAAUCGAUAGCCAAAUUACCUGCUGAGUUGUGCAAUAUUGCCUAUGUGGCGACAUGUCAUGGCAAGUUGUUAGUGAUUGGAUCUCCAGGGUUUAGUCAGCCCAACAUCGCUUACAAUUUGGAAUUGGAGACUAAUACAUGGACAAGAUUAGAGACCCCUAUUAAAUUCUCUGGGCAUGUUCAAUCAGGGUGUUACUUGGAGAUUUAACUCUCAAAAUUUUUGUUACAUAUGCCUUUGUUUUUGUGUUUUUGUUUCUGUUUUUACUUGUAUAUAAAUGACAGUUGAAGCUAAUAUAGUUUUCUUUUCUUA
Molecule: messenger RNA, 1421 nt
Organism: Quercus robur (English oak)
Lineage: Eukaryota; Viridiplantae; Streptophyta; Magnoliopsida; Fagales; Fagaceae
Product: F-box/kelch-repeat protein At1g80440-like
Exons: 1
Coding region: 252-1319 (355 amino acids)
Biological process (GO): regulation of phenylpropanoid metabolic process; negative regulation of cytokinin-activated signaling pathway
Molecular function (GO): protein binding
Source: RefSeq, a predicted model, not a curated record